GUUCCCUGAGUGACGUAAUCAAGUCGCGUAGUAGUAAAUAAACCGAAUGGACGGGCGAGCUAAAAAUGACUGACACAACAACUUCUGACCCAAACCUUGGACUAUAUCGCUUUUGUUUUCGAUAAAACCGUUUUUAAACCGGAUUUCUUUCCCUCCAGCGACACUAUAUUCGUGUAUAUUCACUACUACUACUGCUUCCUGCGGUCUGUUUAAGUAUGAAUGACUGACUAGUUUAGCAUCAAGCUAGCUGCCUCAUUCGUUUAUUAAAUACUCCAGUGCAGGGAAUACUUCAUGCAUUAGAAGCUAUAAGAGAAUAUAUAUAUAGAGAGAGAGGUACUUUAUACUGUAUCUGAACUUAAACUGAGUCUCUGUGAGCUUUAGUGUACUUUCCAGGACACGCAGUAACGUAAACAACUGUAGCUGUUGUGUGUAGCUAGUAGCUAGAUAGCAGUUCUUGUGCUGUGACUGAUAUUUAUGGUGCAAAAAAAAAAAAAAGUCGUACAGCAUUAAAUUAUCGACCAACAUCUCUGUGCGUAAUGUCCAAGCUCGUCGUUAGCUAGUAACAGAUAAGCCUGAAUGAAUGAAUGUCUUGAAGCUAAGCUAAUAAGCUAACUCAAAGUGCGAGCUGAGUACGCGCUCGGUUUUAAAGCUGCAAAAGGAAGAAGAAGAAGGAGGAGAAUCGAAACCAUGUCGGAUUUAAACCGAGAGCUUUUGGAGCUGGUUUGGGGGAAACAAGCGAGCAGCAGCGGAGUGUCUGCGUCUCUGUUCCGCAGGUGGACCCAAGGUUUUGUCUUCAGCGAGACGGAGCACAGUGCACUGGAGCAGUUUGAAGGUGGACCGUGCGCUGUAAUCGCACCUGUGCAGGCGUUCCUGCUGAAGAACAUCCUAUUCAACAUGGAGAGCCCAAACUGGAGAAAUAUCUCUGAGGAGGAGCAGCGCUUGGCCCUGUGCUCUACUCUGACUGAGAUUCUGGUGUCGGCCUGCUUUGGCAAGACCCACAACUUCUGCCUGGCCACCUGGGCUCACUCCAAAUCCACAGACGAGAACAGGGACAUCACUGAAGACCACACAGAACCGGAAUCCAGUCAGAACACACACACCCAGCAGCAGCAGCCCACUGCUUUGGCUGCUGAGGAGCUUGGCUUUGAGCGGUUUCACAGCAUGGUACAUAAAAGGACACUAAAGACUGUUGCUGAGCUAAAGGAGAUUAUACCAUCAUUGUAUGACACUUGGAAGAAUAAAUUUGGUGUCUUGCUCUUCCUGUAUUCUGUAAUACUUACGAAGGGUAUUGAGAACAUAAAGAAUGAGAUAGAGGACACUUCAGAGCCACUUAUCGACCCUGUGUAUGGCCAUGGAAGUCAAAGCCUGAUCAACCUGCUGGUCACGGGACAUGCAGUGUCCAACGUUUGGGAUGGGGACAGGGAAUGCUCUGGAAUGAAGCUUCAUGGGAUCCAUGAACAGGCUACUGUUGGCUUUCUCACACUAAUGGAAUCACUGCGGUACUGCAAGGUUGGAUCAUUUCUCAAAUCUCCAAAGUUCCCUAUAUGGAUCCUUGGCAGUGAGACCCAUCUCUCUGUGUUUUUCACCAAGGAGAUGUCUCUGGUGGCCCCUGAGUCCCCGUCAGAACAGGCCAGAAGAGUCUUUCAGACCUACGAUCCGGAAGAUAACGGAUUCAUUCCUGACACAUUGCUCGAGGACGUUAUGAAGGCAUUGGAUCUGGUCUCGGAGCCUGAGUAUGUCAAUCUGAUGAAGAGUAAGCUGGAUCCAGAGGGGCUAGGAAUUGUUCUGUUGGGUCCAUUCCUGCUCGAGUUCUUCCCCGAUCAGGACUCAGGGAUUCCAGACUCAUUUCCUGUGUACCACUACAAUGGCCUGAAGCAGUCCAACCACAAUGAGAAGGUGAGUUAUGUUGAGGGCACCGUUUUAGUUCUCGGCUUUGAGGAUCCCAUGGUGCGUACAGACGACACACCAAUCAAGCGCUGCCUCCAGACAAAGUGGCCGUACAUCGAGCUUCUGUGGACCACUGAGAGAUCUCCUUCCCUCAAUUAACCCCUUCUCCAACAUCUCACCUCUCACUUCAGGACCCCUGCACGCUCUCCAAACCAGAAUUUCAGGAGACUGGAACAGCACCUGAACUAAAUACCCAAGAGAAACGAUGCUGCCUGAUUCGCAUCGGCUCGCUUGCUCGAAUCUUUAUCACGUUUCAUCCAGGUUGUAUGUUUAAAAAAAAAAAAGGGGGGUGGGGUGUUUAAUAUUGGAAAACCCUUAUAUUAAAAAAAAUGAUUUUCAGAUGAUUUUCCGGAAGGUGUUAAUAUUUUCUGUUUGCAGAUUUUCUACCAAUUUUUCUGAUUAAUUUGUUUACAAGGAUAUAACAGAAAGGAAGUAAGUUUGAUGAAGCAGGCAGACUGUGCUGAUCAAAUAAAUGGCUAGAUUCCUGUACAAAUGUAGAUUUGAUGGCGGUAAUUGUGUCCAAGGUUUAAUCUGACCAAAGCCUCCUGGUGCUACAGGCCACAUUCUGCAGUAUUUACGUAACUUCGAGAAAAGAAAUCUGGGCUCAGUUUAGACCAGUUUAGAAAGGAAUGCACUACAACCCAAAAACAGGGCAUAGGAAGACAGAAGAGGAGGCUAAGGAGACAGACGAGAAGGGUGGGGGUGAGACGGUAUUGGGCGUGACUAAGCUGUUUUGUUUUUUCGCCACAGCAGAAACACCUAUUUAUUGUUCACAGCCUCUGAGGCAAAGGGACAAAAACAUGUGCACACAUUAUUUAUUCUGACAGAUGAUUCAGCAAAAUAAACUUUUUAUGUCUUCUU
Neoarius graeffei (lesser salmon catfish) is the source of this 2808-nucleotide messenger RNA. RefSeq names its product MINDY lysine 48 deubiquitinase 3 (gene mindy3). The record is from RefSeq and is a predicted model, not a curated record. NCBI's taxonomy places the organism in Eukaryota, Metazoa, Chordata, Actinopteri, Siluriformes, Ariidae. Gene Ontology annotation, molecular function: cysteine-type deubiquitinase activity; K48-linked deubiquitinase activity. The transcript has 15 exons. The coding region runs from base 688 to 2046 and encodes 452 amino acids. Gene Ontology annotation, biological process: protein K48-linked deubiquitination.